AUGAAUAGCAUACGGAAAUUAAUAACCACACAAGUUCCUCUUGCCCAAAGGGCUUUGAGACCUUCAUCUAGCAUAAUAUCACAAUCACGUUCAGUCGUAUAUCUACACAAAGGUCCAAGAGUACGUGGUCUUGUACGUGAUGAAGAAGAUUAUAUGUAUUCUCCAAGUGGGAAAAAAUAUGGAUUAAAUCAAGAAAAUUUACAAAGUUUAAAAGAAUUUUUAGGUAAAGAAUAUGAAUUACCUGAUGAAUUAUCAUUACAAAUCCUUACUCAUAAAUCAUUUGCUCAUGGUAUUAAACCAUUCAAUGAAAAAUUAUCAAUUUUAGGUUCACAUUUCUUAAAAAAUAGAGCUUCUUUAUAUACAAUCCAUAAACAAGAAAGUAAAGAUGUUGAUGCAGAUAUUAAUGGAUUAUCAAUAAGUCAAUUAGGCUCCCUUACAUCUAGAAAUAUAACUUCUUCAGAAAUUUUAUAUGCAUUCAUUAAAAAAAACAAUUUAACUGAUGUUAUUUUUUGGAAAAAAAGAGAUGCUUUAUUAACUGAUCCUUCCAAAUCAGGUGAAAUUAAAGUUUCUGAUGGUGUUGUUAAAGCUAUAAUUGGUGCCAUCUUAUCUCAUCAUGGUAAAGUUAAAGCUGAAAAAUUUAUUGAUGAUGUCUUGUUAAAUUCUUCAAAUGAAAAAUCUUUAGUUAAUUUAUCACAAAACUAG
This is a messenger RNA of Hansenula ciferrii, 702 nucleotides long. RefSeq names its product mitochondrial 54S ribosomal protein mL57 (gene MRPL15). The record is from RefSeq and is a predicted model, not a curated record. The transcript has a single exon. Lineage: Eukaryota; Fungi; Ascomycota; Saccharomycetes; Phaffomycetales; Wickerhamomycetaceae. Gene Ontology annotation, biological process: mitochondrial translation; RNA processing. Gene Ontology annotation, molecular function: structural constituent of ribosome; ribonuclease III activity. Gene Ontology annotation, cellular component: mitochondrial large ribosomal subunit. The coding region runs from base 1 to 702 and encodes 233 amino acids.